AUGCUCACGCGGAGACGAGACCCGCAUGACCCACAUGACACGUAUGCAAAGUCUCUCAGCCUGCUUCAGCUGCUCGUCAGGCAAGCUCCAAACCUACGACAUGGAUACCGUGCUCAUAUCAAGGCGUUCUUCGUGGAGCAUGGAAGCAAGGAGCUUGGCUCUGGUCUUAUCGCAAGAAGAGGCUUCUUCCAGAGCAUACGUCCAACACCAGGUAGACUCAUGGUCAACGUUGACACCGUGUGUGGAUUAGUAUACGAACACAGAGGGAGACUCAUCGACGUUAUGGCUGCUUGGCUGAGACUGAAGGAUCCUCGUGAUCUUAACAAGCUGCAGCGGCAUGAGUAUGCUGAUCUUCGCUCGUUUCUGAAAGGAGUACGCGUCACGGUCACCGUUUCUCCCGAGAUGAAGCCGAAGCCCAUUGCGGACUUGGUGGAAAGAGCUGCUCUACAGGAGUUCGAUACGGAAACAGAGCGGUUGAAUGUCAAAACACACUUCGAGAGGAAGUACAACGUCAAAGUGGUGCACGAGCAUGCUGUCGGUGUGCGUCUCGGAAGAUCUGCCAUCAUACCUGCAGAGCUGUGCAAGAUCGUACCCGGGCAGCUGUUCAAAAGGAAGGUCCCGGCCCACCUGCAACCUGACUUCCUCAAGUUCGCGACGCAGAGACCCGACCAACGUCUGCGUGCCAUACGGGCAGCAGUCGGUGGUAAUCCCUCCGAGCAGCAGUUCGACUAUGCGAACUCCGACUUCUUGCGAGAGGCCGGGAUGACCGUUGAUGUCGAGCCUAUCUCUCUCCCCAGUCAGAUCAUCGGUCCUCCCCCCAUUCAAUUCGGCAGCCGUCAAUUCAACGGAGCGCUUGACAGCCUGGUUCCUACAGGCGGCUCGUGGAACUUGCGCGACAAGCGUUUUUGGCGCCCUGGGAGCAACUUGAAGAUUUGGGCGGUCAUUAACUUUGACAGGGUUGAAGAACGUCAGAUGCACGAGUUCUUGAGGACUCUCGUUGCAAAUCUGCGGAAGCUUGCUCAAUGGGUCCUGCAGGACCUCAACAACGCUUAUGGUGUCAUGAAAGCACAGUGUGCACCUGGUGAAGAGCCUCAACUUGUGCUCGUCUUCUUACCCAACAGCGCUACUGAGUGUCGUCGGGACGUGAAGCAUUGGGGAGACAUCAGUACAGGCGUGUCAACUCAGUGUGUGCGGGGUGGAAAGUGGAAUGGUCCUCGGAUGACUCCUAACCAACUGGACCAGUACUGCAACAACCUCGCUCUGAAGAUCAAUGUCCGUCUAAUGGGGGUCAACUCCAUGAUCGACUCACCGCUCACCAAGGACAUACUCCAUGAUUCCAUGGUCAUCGGUGCCGAUGUUGGCCAUCCGGGUCCGGGAGUGGCAACACGGCCUUCGAUGACUGGCUUGGUGGCCACUGUCAGUCCUGGAGCAGCUUUUGCUGCCUCGUAUGCGAGCGUUCAACACCCACGCCUGGAGAUGAUACAGGACCUGGCGCACAUGAUCGAGGCCUACAGAGAAAAGGAGAUGCAUAUGAAGAAGUCGCCUCCACCGAAGAACAUCUUUUUCUACCGAGACGGUGUGAGCGAGGGCGAGUUCGAACAGGUCGCUCAGUACGAGAUACCCCUCAUCAAAGGCGAGCUCGAAUACACUCCUCACCCCCACUCAGAGGCAUUCAGGAAAAGCAAGAUUCCCGAACAGCAUCAUCCCAGGCUGCUCUUUGUGAUCGUGGGCAAGAGACACCACGUCCGAUUCUUCCCAAAGAGCCCACAAGAUGCCGACAAGUCCGGGAACUGUCCCUCGGGCCUGCUGGUCGAUGAUCACAUCACGAAUCCGAACUAUGAGGACUUCUAUCUACAAUCUCACAGCGGACUGCUGGGGACAAGCCGGCCUACCCAUUACGUUGUCCUCGCUAACGAAACUGGUCUUGACAGCAAGACCAUCCAACUCUUAACGUAUCAUCUCUGCCACAUGUAUGCUAGUGCUACACGAGCCGUGUCUAUACCCGCACCGGUGUACUGUGAGCAACCUUUCUUGUGGUGA
This is a messenger RNA of Dichomitus squalens LYAD-421 SS1, 2040 nucleotides long. Its product is annotated as Piwi-domain-containing protein. The record is from RefSeq and is a predicted model, not a curated record. Gene Ontology annotation, molecular function: RNA binding; protein binding. The coding region runs from base 1 to 2040 and encodes 679 amino acids. Lineage: Eukaryota; Fungi; Basidiomycota; Agaricomycetes; Polyporales; Polyporaceae. The transcript is spliced from 16 exons.